AUGAAGAAGAAAUUGAAAGAACUUUACGGGUUAAAUAAUUUUUUGGAACGAGAUACUUUCAAAAAUUUGAUAAAAAAGGAGCAAGCUAGUCUAGAAAAGAGAAGGAAUAAAUUGCAUAACAUUUAUGAGGGAGUGAUUAAUUUGUAUCGCCAACCCGACGCCUUAUUUAUUAUUGGUCUCAAUAAAGAAAAGACUGCCUUUAAAGAAGCUAAGCAAAUCGGAAUACCCGUUAUUGCUGUUUGUAAUACUAAUUGUAAUCCCCGUUUAGUUGAUUAUAUUAUUCCGGGCAAUGAUGAAAGUGUGAAAUCGAUUGGGUUUUUUGCUAAUUUAGUGGCUGAUGCUAUUAUUGAAUCUAAAAAAGAAAGAAAAUUGAUGGAGGAAGAUAAUUCUGGAAAUGGAAAUUAA
This is a messenger RNA of Ambispora gerdemannii, 405 nucleotides long. The record is from the annotation of a GenBank genome assembly. NCBI's taxonomy places the organism in Eukaryota, Fungi, Glomeromycota, Glomeromycetes, Archaeosporales, Ambisporaceae.